GAACCAGCAUCUUAAUUAAAUAUUUGGAAAAAUCUUUAGACGCAUCUAAUGUUCUUAAAUCUAUGGAAAAUCGGCAUCUUAACUGUUAGCAAAGAAAAAAAAAGGCUUUAACUAUUACUAGUAUCCUUAGAUGAAUAUAGCUUUAAAUAGGUAAACUAUAGCUAUAAAGUAAAUAACAAAUAAGCAAGGAGAUUAAAUAUUUAUAGUUACUUUUUUGUUCUUCGAAUUUAGUAAAUUUACUGUUUUCAAGUUGCUUUACAUUUUGAUUAAGGAAGUUUUCUUAGAGAGAUUAGGUAUGUAAAGCUUUUCUUCGUCUAUAUAUAAGUAUAGAUCGUCCUCAGAAGAACAAAUUGUUUUAUUAAGAAAAUAUUUUAAUCCGAGCUUAAUUCUUUCGUCUGCUAUAUUCUAAAUGAAAUCCCGUGGUAGGGAGAUGUUCAAAGUCGGACCAAUUGGGUCACAACGUGCUUAUCUUAAGAAUUUGGAAUGGGAAGAGAAGGGACGCAACAUGAUCUCUAGUAUAUAUGUCGCUUUCGACAAAGAUACCAUAAAUUCUAUUCAGUUUAGCUAUUGUCAGAACGGAGGUCAUGUCGUGUCUAAAAAGUAUGGUAUGUCUGAUGCCCAAAAACAAAAGUAUGGUUCGUACAACGGUCGAUUCCACGUAAUGUUUGUUUUUGCUCUUGUUACUGAUGACCACGUUAAAACAAAUUUAUGCAAUAUACAGGUGAGACUAAAUGACGAUGAGUUUGUGACCGGGUUGAGUGCAAUAUAUCUUUGUAAAGGGAUCACGAAUUUGAAUAUUCACACUAAUCAGGGGAAACACGGCCCGAUUUGUGAUAGAUAUUCAUCAUCAAAGAAUAUUAUGGAUAACUAUAAGGUGGAAAUUGAUGUGAAGAUACGUGAUCGUCGUGAGUUUGGUGGUUUCUUUGGGUCUUUUGAUAACUAUGGCACUCUGACUUCCAUUGGCAUUUAUGUGUGUCCCAUUACAAGGAUCAAUGACGUAGCCCUCAGAACCAACUACAAAGUCACCGAUGACUACGACGACCAAAGCACUUUCUAUCAAUCAUCUGGUCCUUUAACCACAAUCAACCAUAAUCGGAAGCUUGAAUAUCAAAUGCCUCAUGAGGUCUCCGAUGUCAAGCCCAUUGUUCAUAACCCCAAUUUCGAAGACAAGAUCAGUCUCUACCAAUCAUCGGAUCGUCUAGCCAGAAGCACUAACACUCGGACACUUGAGUAUCAGAUCCCGGAGUUCCUCGAUGUCAAUCCCAUUGGUCGUAAGUCCAAACUCAAAUAUGGCAUAUUCUCCAAGUUGGCGCGUCUUUUCAGAAAUCUCUUGGAUUAGAUCUUUUUUUUUUUCGUUUGCAUUCGUGCAAGAUCCGGAUUGGUAUGUAUUUGAGUCCCACCCAUUACAAGGCCCGACCUGGUUGACGAAGCAACUUCUUGUGGCAGUAUUCAACAAUAGCUUAAAUAAAGUAGCUUUAAUGAAGCAAUGUUUGUUUCAUCUUUCUAUAUAUAUCGCAACUCUUAAGUAAUAAAAAAAAAUUAUCAAAAAAAAAACUCUUAAAUAAUAAAAUGGUCCCAUUUCUUCCUUU
This is a messenger RNA of Arabidopsis thaliana (thale cress), 1589 nucleotides long. RefSeq names its product Mannose-binding lectin superfamily protein. NCBI's taxonomy places the organism in Eukaryota, Viridiplantae, Streptophyta, Magnoliopsida, Brassicales, Brassicaceae. The record is from RefSeq and is marked reviewed. Bases 410 to 1339 code for a protein of 309 amino acids. The transcript has 2 exons.